Messenger RNA from Saccharomyces paradoxus, 540 nucleotides. It is a transcript of the gene CWC25, whose product is annotated as U2-type spliceosomal complex subunit CWC25. Lineage: Eukaryota; Fungi; Ascomycota; Saccharomycetes; Saccharomycetales; Saccharomycetaceae. Gene Ontology annotation, cellular component: U2-type spliceosomal complex. The coding region runs from base 1 to 540 and encodes 179 amino acids. The transcript has a single exon. The record is from RefSeq and is a predicted model, not a curated record. Gene Ontology annotation, biological process: mRNA splicing, via spliceosome.
AUGGGGUCGGGCGAUUUAAAUCUGUUGAAAUCAUGGAAUCCCAAACUUAUGAAAAAUAGAAAAAAAGUCUGGGAGACCGAGCAAGAUCUUAUUAACGAACAACAGAAGCUUAACACGCGAUUGAAAGAAAUUGAGAAGGAACGAGAACUAAAUGAACUGCUCAACGAAUCAAACAAGAAUAAGCCGGAUGCUCUCAAGAACGACUUGGCUUUGAAGAAAUCUGGCUUGGAAUGGAUGUAUCAGGAUGCUAAACUGAGUGACGAGAAGGAAGACUAUUUAUUAGGUAAGAAAAAACUAGAUUCAUCUAUACUAAACCAGCCUGCAACAAUGACGGCAAGGGCAACCACUACUGCUACCGUCUCUGGUGCCGCAACGCCCAUAAGCUCGCAGAAGAAAAAGUCCAAAUUGCUUAAGGAUGAUCCUAUGAGUAAGUUUAAGGUCACAAAACAACAGACAAGAACUCCAAAUGCAGUAAAAAAAAGAACAACGCCUCAACGCGGGAAGUCGUUGUCCAAGCCCGCCCCGGACUUGGACUAUUAA